UUCGCGAAGAAACGAGAGGAGGAGAAGGUAAAGAAAUGGCCCUUGCGAGGAAGUGGGCGAUGGGGAGGCGUCGGAGAUGAAGGAUGCUCUCUGCGGUGAUGGAAUACUUGAGAUCUUGCUGGGGCCCGGCGUCGUCGCCGGCCGGGCGCCCCCGCAAGGGAUCGGAUGCGGCCGGGCGGCAGGACGGGCUGCUGUGGUACAAGGACACCGGGCAGCUCGUCGCCGGUGAGUUCUCGAUGGCCGUGGUGCAGGCCAACAAUCUGCUCGAGGAUCACAGCCAGGUGGAAUCCGGGCCGCUGAGCACCACGGAGCCCGACCUGCAGGGCACCUUUGUCGGCGUCUAUGAUGGGCACGGCGGCCCGGAGACGGCGCGCUACAUCAACGACCAUCUGUUCAACCAUCUGAGGGGAUUUGCAUCUGAGCACAAGUGCAUGUCAGCGGAUGUGAUUCGAAAGGCAUUUUGUGCAACUGAGGAGGGAUUCUUUUCUGUAGUUAGUAGUCAAUGGUCAUUGAGGCCUCAAUUAGCGGCAGUAGGCUCUUGCUGUCUAGUUGGUGUGAUCUGCAACGGAAAUCUAUAUAUUGCAAACCUUGGUGAUUCCCGUGCUGUUCUUGGUAGACUUGUUAAGGGGACUGGAGAAGUUCUGGCUAUGCAACUGUCAGCAGAACACAAUGCAUCCUAUGAAGAGGUUAGGCGAGAGCUCCAGGCAGCACAUCCUGAUGAUCCCCAAAUUGUGGUUCUAAGGCACAAUAUUUGGCGUGUGAAGGGUAUUAUCCAGAUAACAAGAUCCAUUGGAGAUGUAUAUCUGAAGAAACCAGAGUUCAACAGAGAACCUCUGCAUAGCAAAUUUCGGCUUCAUGAAACUUUCAGGAGACCUCUUCUUAGUUCUGAACCAGCUAUUGUUGUACACCAAUUACAGGCAACUGAUCAGUUCAUCAUUUUUGCAUCUGAUGGACUAUGGGAGCAUAUUAGUAAUCAGGAAGCAGUUGAUCUUGUCCAACAUAAUCCUCGCAAUGGGAUUGCUAGAAGACUAGUAAAGGCUGCAAUGCAGCAGGCAGCAAAAAAGAGGGAGAUGAGGUAUUCAGAUCUCAAGAAAAUCGAUCGUGGGGUAAGGCGGCACUUCCAUGAUGACAUAACAGUUGUUGUGGUGUUCUUCGAUUCAAAUGCCAUAACCACUGCUAGCUGGAGCAGACCUUCGGUUUCUCUUCGAGGGGGUGGCAUUAUUCUCCCUGCAAAUUCCCUUGCUCCAUUCUCAGUUCCUACAUAGCUAAGAAGCUCUUCUUAAAACAACAUCAAAUUUAAGGAAUUCAAGAAGAUCAAAAAAAAAAAGGAAAAAGGAAAAAAGAAAAAAAAAAGAGAAAGGAAAAGAAAGGAAGAGCAUCAGUUGUGAUCAACUGUUGCGUAUUUUCUUCUGCUUUGUUCUUGGAAAACCUUUUUUUAGAUUCAACCUAGUGACUAGUGUACUGAUAGCAAGGUAUAAGAUUUAGAUUAUUCUAAGCUUUUCUUUUCCCCCUUUUUUCGCGCCCAUGGGAUAUCAGGUGGUUGUACAUUCUCUGGAUCAUCUUGUGAUAAUAGUUCAUCAUCCCUUUUGUUAA
This is a messenger RNA of Oryza brachyantha (malo sina), 1593 nucleotides long. Its product is annotated as probable protein phosphatase 2C 72. The record is from RefSeq and is a predicted model, not a curated record. Gene Ontology annotation, biological process: protein dephosphorylation. Bases 84 to 1265 code for a protein of 393 amino acids. Gene Ontology annotation, molecular function: protein serine/threonine phosphatase activity; cation binding. The transcript has 4 exons. Lineage: Eukaryota; Viridiplantae; Streptophyta; Magnoliopsida; Poales; Poaceae.